This is a messenger RNA of Culex pipiens pallens (northern house mosquito), 1220 nucleotides long. RefSeq names its product antigen 5 like allergen Cul n 1-like. The record is from RefSeq and is a predicted model, not a curated record. Lineage: Eukaryota; Metazoa; Arthropoda; Insecta; Diptera; Culicidae. The transcript has 5 exons. Bases 298 to 1050 code for a protein of 250 amino acids.
AAUCGAGCAAUCUCGGUCGGAAAAGUGCGCUGGAAAAAGCUCUCGCAGAGCUUUGGGGGUCCUAACAAAAUUUGAAUUUGGUUGAAAAAAAUGUGUUGAGUGACUGUUUGCGAGGAAAACUGACAGAAGAAAGAGGAAGAGGCAGCAAGGCUUGAAUAUUUAAGGAAACAACCAAAAAAAUAAUCGAUCCUGAGUGCAAGUCGGGGCCCGAUCCUGUUCCUUAACGAGACUGGUGUGGAGGAGAUUACGAAAGUGGUGUUGGAAAAAUAGGAAAAAAAAGUCAAAACAAAAAUAAAAAUGACGAAUCUAGUGCAAAGGAUAGUUGCGAUCCUGUUCGUGCUGGCAGUCGUGCAGAGGAUAAACGCUCAAACGGAUUAUUGUGACCGGUCGUUGUGCAAAAACAACCAACCGCACGUGGCGUGCGGCAAAACGAACAACUACGGCCCGUUCUGUCCGGUAAACCGCGAGCUGGUCAUCCUGUCCGAGGACACCAAAAAGUACAUCCUGGACCUGCACAACCAGUUCCGCAGCACGGUGGCCCGCGGGGACGUGCCCGGCUAUGCGCCCGCCUCCCGAAUGCCCACACUGAUCUGGAGCGAAGAGCUGCAGAAGCUGGCCGAGUACAACGUCAAGACGUGCAUCUACGGGCACGAUUACUGCCGGAACACGCCCGAGUUCCCGCUGGUCGGGCAGAACAUUGCGGCCAACUCGUUCUACGGGAUGGAGGUGACUCCGCUGGACACGAUGACCGAGCUGCUGUACAGCUGGUACGGCGAGUACGAAAACGCCAACAUGGAUCACAUCAAGUCCUAUCCCCUGCUGGGCCAGGAUCCACCUUCUUCCCCACAGCAAGGAUAUUGGCCACUUUACCCAGAUCAUGAUGGACAAGGCGGUGUCGAUCGGUUGCGCCAUGAUCCAGUACACGCAGAACGAGCAGGGCCACGACUGGGUGCACCAGAACUACGUGUGCAACUACUCGAACUCGAUCGCGCGCGGCCACCCGGUGUACAACAGUGGCAAGACGUGCUCGCUGUGCCAGACCGGAUGUAGCGAGGAGUACCCGGGGCUGUGCAACGUGGGCGAACAGGUCGAACCGACCAAGACGUAGAUUCGAGAUCGAGAGAAGGUCCAGAGGAGGUCGUGUUCUGUAAGGACAAUGAUGUAAAUUAUUACUUUAUAAAUUAGACAAGACAAUAAUCGUUGCAGUUACCUAUUAAAAA